AUGGCUGGCGACGCAACGAUUCCCCAUUCCCGUCUCCAACCCGCCGCCGCCGCCGCCGCCAGCCCCAACCACCAUCACACCGCUCCCUCUUCAUCCACCCCAUUCAAACUCGACGAGGGUUACUCCGAUGAACCCAAGAGCCAUCUCGACAAUUCCUCACAGAACUUGUCGGCAGAUGAUGGGAUGACUCUUCCAGACUGGCUUCUAGCCCAGAGCGAGGCCGACCGAGCUGAGCUCGCCUACAGUCUACUGCGCACCCUCCAAAUCUCCUCCCUGGCCGCCAUCGUCGACCGCAUCACCCCUCUCCUCCACAUGGACCCCGUUCUCAAACUACCCCCCGAGAUCACCUUCGAGAUCUUCUGCUACCUAGACCCCCAGACUCUCCUGACGGCCUCCUUAGCCUCUCGCGCUUGGCGGGAACGUAUCUGCGAUCCGCGACUCUGGCGCGAGUUAUACAUUCGUGAAGGAUGGCGGAUAGACAUCGACGCUGUUCGCGCCUACGAGGACGAACACUCGCGACCCAUCUCCCCCCAAUCCCGCAAAUCGCGAUCCCGAUACUCCGAUACCGACCUCGGCGAACCGAAGCACAAGAAACGCGUCCCUCCCACGUGGCUGGAUUCCCGGGCAAGCGAGUCGCUGGAGAGCUAUGCCACCACAUUGGAUGAUGGGCAGCAAGGAGGAGGCCCUCCGGAGGCCGACCCUGAGGGAGACCAUUUGAUGAGCGACGCCUCCAAUGUCGCGACGGCCGGCUCCCUGGUCUCAGCGCCCAGCAAUCGACGCAGAACAUCGCUGUCCAAACUCAACGGCCAUUCGAUCUCGGGCCGUCGCUCUGCAAGGUCCCCAUCAUCCCCGCUGUUGCUGCGAAUGCCCAACGGCACCGCGAAAAUCAACUGGCUCCACCUUUACCACCAGCGCUGGCGACUGGAAGAGAACUGGGCCAAGGGCCGGUUCUCCAACUUUCAGCUCCCCCAUCCCUCGCACAUGGACGAAUGUCAUCGGGAUUUUGUCUACUGCAUCCAAUUCUCCGGCAAGUGGCUCGUCAGCGGAAGUCGCGAUACGACCAUUCGCGUGUGGGAUCUCGAAACCCAACGACUGUGCCGGCCUCCGCUGGUUGGCCACGCCCGAUCAGUUUUGUGUCUUCAAUUCGAUGCCUCCCCAGAAGAGGACCUGAUCAUCUCCGGAGGGAGCGACAUGAACGUCAUCAUGUGGCGGUUCUCCACUGGCGAAAAGAUCCACGAGAUCAAACGCGCUCACAACGACUCCGUCCUGAACCUCAAAUACGACAAGCGCUACCUCGUCACUAGUUCCAAAGACAGACUCAUCAAGAUCUGGAAUCGCGCCACCCUCAUGCCUACCGAUAAAGACUACCCGCAGGUGGCCCGCGCCCCCGGCGUGGAGUACCCCUCGUACAUUGUCGACACGAGCAAGAUUCCCUCGCCCGUGUUGGAGGCCGACAUCGCCCGCGGCCACCUCCAAACCCUGGCGCCAUACACCCUCCUCAUGGCACUCUCUGGCCACGGCACGGCUGUCAACGCCGUCCAGAUGGACGAAGACGAGAUUGUCUCAGCGUCCGGUGAUCGUCUCAUCAAGGUGUGGAACCUCCACAACGGCACGUGCAAGAAGACCCUCAUGGGUCAUGAGAAGGGCAUCGCCUGUAUCCAGUUCGACGGCCGCCGCAUUAUCAGCGGCAGCAACGACAACACAAUCCGCAUCUUCGAUCACGCCUCCGGCGCCGAGGUCGCCUGUCUCCAGGGCCAUAGUGAUCUGGUGCGCACGGUGCAAGCCGGCUUCGGUGAUCCCCCUGGCGCCGAAGAGACCAUGCGACUCGAGGCUUUGGCCGUCGAGAACAACUUUUGGGAUGCCCGCCGAUCCGGCGCUGCCGUCGACCUUGGCCCGCGCGCCCUGCGCCGUGCCGGUCACCAGCAGAAUACGGCCGGCUCGCGCAACCCGCGCGAUCUCAAGGCCCUUGGGGCCCGCAUCCCACCUGGUGGCGGUGGCAGUCGCUGGGCCCGAAUCGUCUCAGGCUCCUACGACGAGAAUGUCAUCGUCUGGAAAAAGGACAAGAAGAACCAGUGGGCGGUGACCCAGAAACUCUCGUACAAGGCCGCGGUCCAAAACGCCCAUUCAGCCGCCAUCCUCUCACAUCGUGAGCCACGGACGCGUGCGGCGGUGGCAGCGGCCCUAGCCGCCGCCCAACCCCAACAGCAAGCCCCGACGACCAACCAAGCCGGUGUCCCGGAGGGCCACAACCGCCGUCAUCGACAUAACGCACCCCAGCCCCCGCGAGUGUUUAACCUCCAAUUCGAUGCCCGGAAGAUCAUCUGCGGCAGUUCCGACCCCUACAUCGUCGGAUGGGAUUUUGCCGGACUCGACGAGGAUCUCCAGGAGGCGUGUCAGUUCUUUACUAGUCUGUGA
Molecule: messenger RNA, 2415 nt
Organism: Aspergillus terreus NIH2624
Lineage: Eukaryota; Fungi; Ascomycota; Eurotiomycetes; Eurotiales; Aspergillaceae
Product: F-box and WD domain protein
Exons: 2
Coding region: 1-2415 (804 amino acids)
Molecular function (GO): protein binding
Source: RefSeq, a predicted model, not a curated record